Messenger RNA from Arabis nemorensis, 642 nucleotides. Lineage: Eukaryota; Viridiplantae; Streptophyta; Magnoliopsida; Brassicales; Brassicaceae. The record is from the annotation of a GenBank genome assembly.
AUGCAACGCUCUCAGGCCCGUGCCUCGAGAGAGAAAUCUCUAUACAGAAUCACCGGAAAAUCCUUCGGGUAUCUAUGGCCAGUCAACUCUGGUAAGCCCUUUAAACAUCUUCUCCCUCCCUGGGAAGCAAACUCUCACCAGACCCAUCAUAUUUUUCUAGCACUUGCUAAGUUACUCAUACUCCAAAAAUGGCUAGCGCAAGCAGAUCUGGAUGUAGCACGCAAGAUUUCUGCACUGAAAGAUUCUCUUAACAGAGGAGACCUGACAAAGCUUAAGGCAAUUCAAGAAGCUAUUUUACAAACGAGUGCUCCAAUGGCUCUGAAAAAUGAGCUGAUCACCAAAUUAAGAAGUGAAAAAAUUUCGUAUAUUGGAGAUGAAGGAGGCUGGAACCGAUCAUGGAUGGCGAUAAAGAAGGUCUGGGCAUCAAAGUGGAACGAGAGAGCUUAUAUCAGUUGCAAGAAAACAAAGGUUGAUCAUGAUGCCAUCUGCAUGGCGGUGCUGAUUCAACAAGUAAUUUGUGGCGAAUAUGCUUUCGUCAUUCACACAAACAAUCCUGUCUCUGGUGACUCUUCAGAAAUAUACACAGACGUAAAGAAGUUGCUCCAGUUCCUGCGAUUUAGAGUAAUAGAGUCCAAUUAUUAA